Haemonchus placei is the source of this 879-nucleotide messenger RNA. The record is from the annotation of a GenBank genome assembly. Lineage: Eukaryota; Metazoa; Nematoda; Chromadorea; Rhabditida; Trichostrongylidae.
AUGCCUAAAGUUGCUAUAGCUGGAGCUGGUCUAGUUGGUGCCCUGAACGCAUGCUACUUUGCACAACGUGGUUGGGAUGUGGAAGUGUACGAAUACAGACGAGACAUACGAACAAUGGACCAUGUGCCCGGCCGUAGCAUCAACCUGGCGCUAUCACAAAGGGGAAAGUGUGCGCUCGAAGAGGUUGGAUUGAAAGACUACAUUGUUGAGCAAGGUGUUGCCUUGUAUGCCCGAUUGGUCCACAAUAUCGAUGGUAAAACAUUCAGUCGUCAGCCGUACGGACAACCAGGAGAGCAUAUCGUCUCGAUAAACCGGCGACAUUUGAAUGAGGUGCUGAUAACUCAAGCAGAAAGCAGCAAAAAAGUGCGAUUCUUUUUCGAGCACAAGGUCCGAAGUGUCGAUCUAGACAAGAAGGAAUUGCAUGUUUCCUUCAUUGGAGGUUCACGGAUACCUCGGCCAGGGCAAUCCGCAAGCAGUGCAAAGGGAACCGAUAUCGUCGUGAAAGCCGAUUUGGUUAUAGCCUGCGAUGGAGCAUAUUCAGCUGUAAGGAAAAGUCUUGCCAAUCAACCAAGAUUCGACUACUCACAAGAAUACAUUGGACACGGAUACCUUGAGUUGAAUAUUCUGCCCAAAAAUGGGGAGUAUGCACUUGAGCCGAAUGUAUUCCAUGUAUGGCCUCGAGGGCAGCUCACUUUGAUUGCAUUGGCAAAUCGCGACAAAACAUUCACAGGUCAGUUCUUCACAAGUUCACAGUUUCGAGCUAUCGCUGCACUGCCUAGCAGUCCUCCUUUCGUGCCCUGGCGGUUUGCCCGACAUCAUCACACACGGGGUAAGGCAAUAGCAGAGAAAGGUUAUCGCAAAGCAAGAAAUACCACCUAA